GUCACUUCCUAAGCUUACCAGCUACCAACACAUCUCACCAUGUUGGGAACUGUGAUUGGUGCUGCAAUAGGAGGAGUUGUGGCUGUGACGGCUGCACCCGUAGCCCUGGGUGCCAUGGGCUUCACUGGGACAGGAAUAGCAGCAGCAUCCAUAGCAGCCAAGAUGAUGUCAGCAGCAGCAAUCGCCAAUGGGGGUGGAGUUGCAGCAGGGAGCCUGGUAGCCACACUACAGUCAGUGGGGGUUGUUGGACUCUCUACAUCAACCAACAUCAUCCUGGGCACAGCUGGGGCAGCCAUCGGAGCCUUGCUUUGAACUUAGGAGACAACACCUCUACCAGCUGAACCCAAAGCCUUUAAGGAAUAUCCAGGAGACAGUGUACCCCAAGAUGAGCCUCCAAAUCUCCCAUUGAAUCCACUGAAAGAUGAAAAAUAAAGGUUAUAUGCUGGUGUGCCGA
Peromyscus californicus insignis is the source of this 454-nucleotide messenger RNA. Its product is annotated as interferon alpha-inducible protein 27-like protein 2A. Gene Ontology annotation, cellular component: mitochondrion; membrane. Gene Ontology annotation, biological process: apoptotic signaling pathway. The transcript has 4 exons. NCBI's taxonomy places the organism in Eukaryota, Metazoa, Chordata, Mammalia, Rodentia, Cricetidae. The coding region runs from base 40 to 312 and encodes 90 amino acids. The record is from RefSeq and is a predicted model, not a curated record.